Messenger RNA from Drosophila virilis, 5144 nucleotides. RefSeq names its product serine/threonine-protein kinase 11-interacting protein. The record is from RefSeq and is a predicted model, not a curated record. Gene Ontology annotation, molecular function: protein binding. NCBI's taxonomy places the organism in Eukaryota, Metazoa, Arthropoda, Insecta, Diptera, Drosophilidae. Gene Ontology annotation, cellular component: cytoplasm.
UUGAAUCCAAGCUGGGCUUGGAAAUGUGGAAAAUCGGGUUCUGUAGCCCCAAGACGAUAAAAUGCCUCGCACCGUGAACCGAACUACAAAAAAGGUUUAUUAGGUUUGCAGCCUCAGCAUAUUCUUUACUUGGCGCCUUAGUUCAAAUAUACGUGAGAAACUAUCGAUAACUCUUACAUUUGUAUAUCGAUUACUGCCGAACAGCUGUUGGGCUGACAUUUUGCAACACUUGAAAUACAACUCUGUGUUUACGUUUCUCGCUGACUGUUCAUUUUUUUUUGGCAAUAACAAAAUUUUUUUUUUCCCUUGCCCAGUGGAAUAUUUUAGCGACACAAAACAAGAAUAAAGCUCAAUAAUGCUAUUAAAUAGCUGCAUAAUUGUAUAAAAAUCAAUAACUGUAUUUACGUAUUUGUUGAAUAUGUGGCACUGUGCGUUUACUCUGCACUGGACAAUGGCGUCAUAAAUGCCUUUGUGUAUUUUCAUAGGGGCAGUAGCCAAAUCAUAAACAUCAAAAUAGAAUUAGGUGAACUACGUGAAAUGCCAGCUGCAAAUUGUGUUUCUUUGACAGACGUAAAAAUCUGCAACGCAUAAAGCUGAAACACCUAGGCUAAUAAGAAAACGCAGUUGAAAGCAAUAAUUUAAUCUGAACAGACGCUUUAUGGCCUUCCAUUUGUAGUCAAUGAGAUGGACCCGCAAAAGAUCACCGAAUUGGCCAAUUUGCUGCGCAAGAAUGGUGAUAAAAUCCUGAGCUCCGAAUUUACCUUGACCUUAUCAGGUCCGCUGCUGCGUGCUUUGAACGAUUCCUUUACUUUGAUCGCGGACAGCGAUAUUGUGGCUGGAGCGGGCCUUGGCCCAACCCAGAAGCACCAGCAUGCAUUUCAGGUGGUCAAACCCAUCAAUGCCAAGUCGAGCGUGUUUCCGGAUCUGCAGCUGCUACAUGAUUUCGUGCAGAAGACAACGUUACUGAAGCUCAACUAUUUCCCCAACGAUCAUUACUUUGAGGGCGCCAUAGACAUAUGCAAGUUUCGUGCGCUGCGUCGCCUGGAGGUGCACAAGAUCAACAUAUGCCAGGUGGUGGGAAUUCAAGCGCUUCGCGCCCAGCUCCAGCAUUUGAUAUGCAUCAAGAGUAUAAGCAAUGUGGAGGAUAUCAUAACGCAUUGCGGCGGCGAUAAUUCGAAUGGUUUUGUCUGGAACGAGCUGCAGUCCGCGGACUUUAGCUACAACAAUUUGCGUGCAGUGGACACGGCCCUGGAGUUUGCCCAGCACUUGCAGCAUUUAAAUUUGCGGCACAACAAGCUGACCAGCGUUAGGGCCAUCAAGUGGCUGCCGCAUCUAAAGACGCUCGAUCUGAGCUACAAUUGUCUGACGCACCUGCCACAGUUUCAUGUGGAGGCCUGUAAACGGCUGCAGGUGCUCAACAUAAGCAAUAAUUAUGUGGAGGAACUGCUCGAUAUGACCAAGCUGGAUGCGCUUACUACCAUGGAUUUGUCUGACAAUUGCCUGCUCGAGCAUACGCAACUGUUGCCGCUGAGCGUUCUGAUGACGCUCACCACGCUCAAUUUGCAGGGCAAUCCCCUCGCCUGCCAUCCCAAGCAUCGCCUGGCCACGGCACAGUAUUUGCACAAGAAUACCGCGACUGUGAAAUUUGUGCUGGACUUUGAGCCGCUAUCGAAGGCCGAAAAGGCAUUGACUGGCAGCCAGCAGCUGCGCUUUGUGGGCACCAUGAGUCAUCGGCUAGUCAGCAGUUAUGUAUCCAUAAAUAGUUCACGUGCCUCCGUCAAUACGCCAGCUUCUAGUGUGGGCUCGCAGCUUUCGCUCUCGGUCAGAGGCAAGGAUUCAUCGUCCGAGGCAGAGCAAGCGCCACCGGAUCUGCAAAUUAGCAAAAAACGAACUAAAAAACAACGCACUGUGGAUAUCGCUGAACAUGGCGAGGAGACGGCAAUAGAAGCAGUUACCACAAUCGCAACCCCCGAUGCAAAUAGUCUGUUACAAGAGAGGCCACAAGAGACCACAGAUGGCAGCCAUUUGGAGACGAAAAAGCAAAUUGAGACACUGCGUCUCAAGUAUGGCAACGAGUGGCUGCAGUCGGGCAAUGCGGAGCUAAUGCUGGGCAUUGACACGCCGCAGCCCAGCGAACAGGCGCGUCACGUGGCACGCCAGCAGUUGAACGAGUUCCUGGGCGAGUUUUCGUCGGGCGCGCAACAGGCCGAUUCGGAGCCAGAGCUGCUAAAUAUCAGCUCCACGCCCACGAACAACAGCAAUUGGAAGGUUGGAUUUGAAUCAAAAUUGACGCCCAACAAUACAGAUGGCAGCCCCACGGAUGCCGCCAACCUAACACAGCAAACAGUUUACGAGUCAUGCGACAGCAGCAUUCAGACGCAAUAUGAGAGCACGAACGAUACAAUGCAGGAGGAGCAAACGGAGAGGAACGAAGUGCAGCAGCAAGAGAUUGACAAGCACAAGGAGGUGCUAAGUCGCUAUGCAGCUGCGAGCGCUGAGCAGGAUGAGGAACCAGUUUCCGAAGAAGAGCCCGAUGAGAAGCUGUAUAUUGUCUACCAUGCGCAAAAGACCAGCGAGCCAUUGUUCCUUACGAUAUCCUCGAAUUAUAUUCGCGAAAAGGAUGCACUCAGCGAACGCACCAAGACCAAAUGGAGCAUCAAGGUAUUGGAGUCUUGUGAGCGAAUCAAAUCGAAUACGCUGCGCAUUAAUUUUGAUACAAUGCAAAAAGAUAAACAGGAGCGCAUUUAUUGUGUGGAGAAUGCAUUAUGCCAGGAACUUGAGAAGAAACUACGCGACAUUCUGUCCCAGCGUGAUCUCACCGACAUGAACAUAACCAUUUAUAGCUGCAUCAAUUGUGGCAUCAAGUUUACCAGAGAGCGCAAAAUCAAGAACUACAAGGCAGCGGAGCCACGUUGUCCGGACUGUCGCAGCUUGUUCGUCGCGGAGGUGAACGAUGAUGUAACCGGCUCGCUGGACAAGCCCAAAGUGUCCAGCAUGGAGCCGAAGCUGUCGCCAGCAUUAAUUGUGGAGGAAUCGCCAGUGAGCACGCCGCUGGUAUUGCAGUCCAAGGAGGACAAUCAAAGUAUUGUGGCCAACAGCAGGCUCAUCGCUAAUAACACACCCAAGCGUAGGAGUUUGAUGCAAACCACAAAAAGCUCGGCUAAUUCGUUAAAUGAGAGCAGCUCCUGCUCGAAGAUAACCAACUCGCAAUGCUCCUUUGACUCCAAUCAGUCGGUGGUGGGCAGCUCCAAUACAGAGCGCGAUUUAGAGUUUCGCGCCAAUGAGAGCGAUGUGGACAUUAUAUCCAAUCCGAGCCAAUCCAGCAUUGAGGUGCUGGAUCCCAACCUAGUGCAGAGCGCCAGUCGCAAAACCUCCGAGGAGCGUCGCAUAUCCCAGAUACCGAAUCUGCAAACCAUUGACGAUCACCAAAGUCAAACCCAAAGCUUCAUUGAACGCGAGUUUGGGCAAUUGCUCGCCGAACAGGCCAGAGCACAGACAGUGUCAACGCAGGCAACAAUAGUCAAUGUGGACGCAACAGCGAAGGCCAAGGCCUUGGCUCACGUCCAGCUAACAGAGAGCAGUUCGUCGGGUUCGGUGACCGACAGCAUAUGCACCACCUACGAGCAGCAGGCCAAGCAUCAGCCGUCGGAGAAGGCUCAACGGCAGGCAACGGACGAUGCCAUCAUUCUGCACAAUAUGCUGCUGGCCGAAUCUGGCGGGAGCACGAGUCAACAAAACAACAACAACAACAACAACUAUGAAGUGACGGCCGCAAAUGGUCAUCAUGAAACGAAACAUUUAAAGACAGCCGAAGAUGCGGGCCUAUCUUCCAUGUUUGGCGCACUUUUUCAGUCGACCAACAUGCUAAUGUCCAGUUCGAAGAAGCUAAUCGAAACGGAGGCCAGUGCCAGCGCAAUUCAGCCAUAUAAAUUUAAUUAUAGCGAUUACAAUGACAUCGAUCAUCGAUUGAAGCUCUAUUUCUAUCAGAGCAAGUUCAAAGAGGUGGGCGAGCACUUCAAGUGGCUGGCCAAGGGUCGGAUAUACAAUGAGCAAACGCAAACGAUGCGCGAUGGCUUAUUGGUAAUGUCCACCUGCAAGUGUUAUCUGAUGGAAGCGUAUGCGCCGCCACAGGAUGAUGUCGCCAAGUGGCUGCGUCAGGUGGUUAGCGUAACAGUGAAUCGUCUGACACGCAUACAGCUGUUGCCCUGGAAACUGGGCUUGUCGUUUAGCCUGCGCCACUGGGGUGGCUUUGCGCUAAUUUUACAGGAUAUGCUGCGCACAAACAGUUUACUGGCGUACCUGGCAGACAACCCGCUCCCCGAUGGGUGUGAGCUGAUCCAGCAUCCGACGUAUGAGGUGCGUCAACAACUCAAAUCGCUGAUGGGUGAACCGAUUAGGAUGUGCGCCGUGCUCAGCGGCUGCCAGUGGAUAUGUGUUCCGGAGAAGCGCAGUUUUGAGCUCUGCACGCUGCUGACCACAGACACACAAUUGCAUAUUGCCGGCAAUGGCAAAUUUAAUUGGCUGACAGCAAACGAGGAGCAGCCCAUUGAACUAACGCUGACACAGCAAAUGAGCAAUCUGGUGGAGGUGGAACGGAUUACGGAUUUCGAGUACAAUGUUAAUUUUCUGGAUGAAACCGAAAACAAAUGCGAAUUGUGGCAUUUGCAGUUUGAGACACUGGCGAAUGCCGAGUGCUGUCUGAAUGCCAUUGGGAAAUCUUGGGAGAAGCUAUUUGGCGUGCCAUUUAGCUACUCCGGUACGUAGUAUUCGUCUAUUAGUAAGGGACCAACUAUAUUCAUAUCAUAUCAAACCAGACAAAUGUAUAUAUAGCUUACUUUGAAUAUGUGUUAAUUUGAAAUUGAAUUGUAAGCAUUACCUUAUCUAUUGAUCUGCAUAUAUAUAUAUAUAUAUCAUAUUUAACUAAAUAUAUUACAAUAAUGCCUAGCUUUAUAAAUUGAAAAUAUGUAUCUAUAUUUAAAUAUCUUAGUGCUUACUUUAUGAAUCAUGGACAAUAUUGAGCAACAAGCGAGACAUGGUGUAUAUAUGGAAGUCAAAUGUAAACUAUGUACAGCAAAUAAUUCAAAUCACGUGCGAUCUAAAUAUAUCUUAAUUGCCAAGAAGGUAUGAUAAUAGCCAAACGUUAA